Messenger RNA from Knipowitschia caucasica, 381 nucleotides. NCBI's taxonomy places the organism in Eukaryota, Metazoa, Chordata, Actinopteri, Gobiiformes, Gobiidae. The record is from the annotation of a GenBank genome assembly.
AUGACCGUCAGACGCAUCCAUCUGCUGACCCCACGCACACCCCCCUACCCCCUCCUCCCCCCUUCCACGCUGGAGUCCCGUGGGAAGGCUGCCAGAUUCACGAUCUGGAUGUCCAAGGAGGAGAAAUGUCCAACUCAUAAAUUCCAGCGCUCCUUCGAGAUCUGCGAUCCCAAUUUGGACAAGCAUGCGGUGCAGAGGGGAGCCUGGUAUGCAAACAGUUUGGUGAAGGGAGGACUGAGCUGCAGAGCGGAGCGGCGCAUCCAACAGCGCGUAGAUGCUCCUCCAGUGGGAGGGGCCAAACAUGCGAGGCCCCCGCCCCUGCUCUACACGCCCUCACUCUCACUGCGCCUUUUAUUGUGGGAGACAGGACUUCUGUUUUAA